AUGGCCAACGAUCAAAGACUUGCAUCUCUUUUAGACCGUUUGGAAUCGGUUACCAAUCGGUUAGAAAAAAUCCCAGGGAAAGGGGGCCAACCUGCUGACGAUGAAGGUAGUGCCUUUACCGAAAAUUCUUUACAGGCAGAAUUAACCAAGAAAGCAUACGAAGCUCAUAGAGCUGUUGUUGUCACAGCAUCAAAAUGCAAGCUUCCUGAGGCGGCUGCGUUACAGAAUUUGCUUAAACCAUUAUCGAAUGCAAUCAGUGAAGUUCAAGCCUUUCGUGAUAAGAAUCGCGGUAGCAAGUUUUUCAAUCAUUUAUCAGAAGUCUAUGAAUUUAUCCUUUGUUUUGGAUGGGUAACUGUAAGUCCUAAACCAGCAAAUUACGUCAAGACUAAUUAUGAAUCAGCUCAAUUUUACCUAAACAAAGUCUUGAAAGAAUUUAAAACCAGUGACCCGCAACAAGCAGACUGGGCUAGGUCAAUUGGACGUUUUAUGAAUGCUUUGAUAGGAUAUAUUAACGAUUAUAAUGCAAUUGGACUUAAUUGGAAUGCUGAAGGCAAGGACGUUUCAGCUGUAUCCGCAGGAGCUCCUGCUGCACCACCACCACCACCACCACCGGCGCCUGUAACGGCUGACCCACCAAAGAAUAGCGGUAAUGAACGUGCUGCUUUAAUGUCCCAGUUAAAUAAGGGUGCUGACGUUACGAAAGGUUUAAAGAAAGUUACCAAUGACAUGAAGACACAUAAAAAUCCUGCUCUACGGGCAUCAGGUGUAGUCUCUAGUACCUCUACGCCUGGCAAACCAGCUGUAAGUCCUAAGCCUGCUGCUACUAAACCUGUCGCUAAGAAGCCGCCAGUAUUCCGUUUGGAUGGAAAAAAAUGGAUUGUGGAAAAUCAAGAAGGGAAUCAGGAUCUUGUCAUUUCUGACACCAAUAUGAGACAAAGUGUUUACAUAUACAAAUGCAACAACUGCGUAAUCCAAGUAAAAGGAAAAGUCAAUUCUAUUGCAAUGGAUACGUGUAAGAAAUCCGCAAUUGUAUUCGAUCAUGUCAUUUCCGUUAUGGAUUUCGUUAACUGCCAAAGUGUGAAAGUGCAGGUAAACGGUGCUGUUCCAACGAUAUCUAUUGGUAAUACUGAUGGCAUCCAGGUUUAUCUUAGUAAGGAAGCAAUGCAAACUACUAUAAUCUCUUCAAAAUCAUCAGAAAUGAACAUCUCAACUCCAACAGGGAAUGAUGGCGAUAUGGUUGAAAAUGCAGUCCCAGAGCAAUUUACGACCGUAUGGGAUGACAAGAAGAAAUGCUUCGAUACCUAUGCAUCUGAAAUAACUGCGUAA
This is a messenger RNA of Trichoplax adhaerens, 1326 nucleotides long. RefSeq lists its product as uncharacterized. Gene Ontology annotation, cellular component: cytoplasm. The coding region runs from base 1 to 1326 and encodes 441 amino acids. Lineage: Eukaryota; Metazoa; Placozoa; Uniplacotomia; Trichoplacea; Trichoplacidae. The transcript has 12 exons. The record is from RefSeq and is a predicted model, not a curated record. Gene Ontology annotation, molecular function: actin binding; adenylate cyclase binding. Gene Ontology annotation, biological process: cell morphogenesis; cytoskeleton organization; regulation of adenylate cyclase activity.